AUGGCCAACAAGCCGUACAAGGAAGUAAGGUUGCCUGUACCUCCACCUCCGCCGCAAGCUAGAAAGCCCAGUCAGCCGGUCAGCAUAGUGCGCACUCUCAUUGGACACUCUGGAGGAUUUGCUCAGACUAACUAUCGCCAGAUUCCCACUCCUGGUCGUAUCAUGGAGUGGACCGCUAGUGACGGACGUAAAGGCAAACUUACUGGCGCUGGGAAGCCGCGACUCACUGCAGCCAGUCUUGCGAAGGUGCCAUCCGACAAGCGGUCGACAAAGGAAGCGCUUAGUGUAAAGAAUACAUCGAAGAAAGCAAUUUCGACCAAACCCGCUGUCGAUGGAGGUGACUGGCGGGGUGCCAACACCAAUUGGGCCGACGCUUCUGUGAAAGAUGGAAACAAGGAUUCGGGUUCAAAGAAAGGAAAUGCAGGGUUCUUGGAUAGCACAGGCAACGAUAGCAAUGAUCCGCUCGCGAAUGCUUGGGGAAACGCUGGAGAUGCUGCGGGUGGCGAUGACAAGACAGGCGAGAAGAAGGAUGAGACUACACCAGCUUGGGACACUCCGACCAAUGCUCCAACCGGUCCGGAAGCGUGCGACAAUCCCGCUCAGGGCAGCGAGGGAGACGAGAAAGACGAAAACAAAAACGCUUGGACAAAGGAACAAGAUGAGAGGCUGAUACAGAUGAAAACCGAGACCUCAAAGACCUGGGCUGAGAUGGGCAACGAGCUGGAUGGUAAGACUAAAGAUGAAUGUAUCGAGCGCUUCAACCAGAUAAAGCCUAAGGGUUGGAAACCUAAUGCAGACAACCAAGGCAGAGAGGGUAAAGGGGGUGCAGGUAAGAAGGGGAAGGAGAAAAGGCAGAACCAUAAUCAGGCCCAGAGCAAAGGAGGUAACAAGAAAGAUGAGAAGACACAUGGCAACCAAGAGGGAGAGAAGAAAGACGAGACAUCAUGGGUUGCUGAAGCUUGGGGUAUGCCGGGAGGAAAUGGUGAUGUCUUUCCUGAUUUAUCUAGUAGAGACACGGGCGACAACAAAGACGACUCUGGCAACAAGGACAUUUCGUGGGACGACCUUAAAGGAGAUACUACAGGCGCCGGUACUAGUGAAUGGGACACGAAGGGUGGAUGGGUCUCUGGCAACAUUACAGGUGGUCGAGACGGUGCUGAUGCUGCUGCUGUAAAAUGGGAUUCCAACAGUGGAGGAAACUGGAACACGAACUCGAACAGCGAUCAGGACAAGAAAAAAGACGAUGCUAGCAUGGCAGAUCCAUGGACUUCGACCGCUCCAACACAGAACUUUCCUCCGAAGCAAACUCCUUCACAAACUGGCUCUCAACACAAAGCCAGCAGCAACAACAACGCCCAGCCCAUCACCACCCGUCCCCUCGAACUCGAAGUCAAACCCGACGAUACCUUCUCUGCAGAUGACUUACGUCUCGUGGCUCGAAUCCUACAACAGGAUUGCUCUAUGGUCUGGAAUAGGGUUAGCUGGCGCUUCAGGGACAAGACCGGUAGGACACUGCAUCCUGAUGAAUUCGAGAAGAAGAUUACGGGACGUCUCGAGGGCAAGGAUUGCGAGAAGAGUAAGCGGAGGUAG
Molecule: messenger RNA, 1590 nt
Organism: Alternaria postmessia
Lineage: Eukaryota; Fungi; Ascomycota; Dothideomycetes; Pleosporales; Pleosporaceae
Exons: 2
Coding region: 1-1590 (529 amino acids)
Source: RefSeq, a predicted model, not a curated record